Candidula unifasciata is the source of this 1428-nucleotide messenger RNA. The record is from the annotation of a GenBank genome assembly. Lineage: Eukaryota; Metazoa; Mollusca; Gastropoda; Stylommatophora; Geomitridae.
AUGGCUGGGGAAGGCGAGAUCAUAAACCAGGCUCCACAGAUUCAAAACAGACAGCCGCAUCUGUCUAAACAGGAUAUUACACAUCUCGAUAUCAAAUCAUUGACACCGUUGUCUCCAGACGUGAUCUCUAGACAAGCCACGAUCAAUAUUGGUACAAUUGGUCAUGUGGCUCAUGGAAAGUCUACAGUGGUGAAAGCAAUCAGCGGUGUCCAGACUGUCAGAUUUAAGAACGAACUUGAAAGGAAUAUUACAAUCAAGCUGGGCUAUGCUAACGCCAAGAUAUAUCAGUGUGAUAAUGAUGCUUGUCCUAGGCCCGACUGUUACAGGUCUUGUGGUAGUGCCAAGGAGGAUUCAUUUGUCUGUGACAGACCUGGGUGUAGUGGAAGGUUCAGACUGAAAAGGCAUGUGUCCUUCGUGGAUUGCCCGGGCCACGACAUUCUGAUGGCUACCAUGUUGAACGGAGCUGCUGUUAUGGACGCUGCCUUGCUGAUGAUUGCUGGAAACGAGUCUUGUCCGCAACCUCAGACAUCAGAACAUCUGGCCGCUGUUGAAAUCAUGAAACUCAAACACAUUCUGAUACUUCAAAACAAAAUUGAUCUAGUGAAAGAGUCUCAAGCCAAGGAGCAAUACGAGCAGAUUCAGGCUUUUGUCAAAGGCACUGUGGCUGAAAAGGCACCAGUUGUACCGGUGUCGGCACAGCUCAAGUACAACAUUGAUGUCAUCUGCGAGUACAUCAUCAAACACAUUCCUGUGCCGGUCAGGGACUUCCUCUCGGAACCACGACUUAUUGUAAUCCGCUCAUUUGACGUCAACAAACCAGGCUGUGAGGUGGAUGACAUUCUAGGAGGUGUGGCUGGGGGUUCGAUUCUCAGGGGUGUGCUGAAGGUGAACCAGGAGAUCGAGGUCCGUCCUGGGGUGGUCUCCCGAGAUCAAGACGGCAAGCUGACAUGUAGGCCCAUUAUGUCCAAGAUUGUCUCCCUGUACGCAGAGCAGAAUGAUCUACAAUAUGCUGUCCCGGGAGGAUUGAUAGGUGUUGGCACAAAAAUGGACCCAACCCUGUGCCGAGGAGAUCGACUCGUAGGACAGGUCCUCGGAGCUGUGGGAGCUCUUCCUGAUAUCUUCACGGAACUGGAGAUUUCCUUCUUCCUCCUGCGGCGGUUGCUGGGUGUCAAAACAGAAGGAGACAAAAAGGGUGCCAAGGUACAGAAACUUAGCAAGAAUGAGGUGCUGAUGGUAAAUAUUGGUUCUCUGUCGACCGGGGGACGCGUGUUGGCAGUCAGGGCAGAUUUGGCCAAAAUUGGGCUGACUGCGCCAGUUUGUACAGAAGUUGGAGAGAAGAUUGCACUCAGUCGAAGAGUAGAAAAACAUUGGAGGUUGAUUGGCUGGGGUCAGAUCAGGCGAGGUGUCAAGAUUACCCCCGACUCAUAA